AAAAAUAAAGUUGGCAUAGUUCGGGGCAAACUAUUUCGAUAAUAAUGACUUUCUAUGUCAGUAUUUAACCUGCAAAGUAAAAAUGUGAGGCUAGCAAUCUUAACGUUUUGGGGACUUUUUCCUUGCUGCUUGGAAUCAAUAAGUCGUACUGAAAGUUCUUGAACCUCAAAGAGCAUAUUGUUGAUGUAUUUGGAGAGUUGUUUGUGGCACAGGAACGAUUCCUUGCGAGAUGUGCGUUUUGUGUGUGAAAGUAGGUUAUUCCACCCCAUCGGAGGGUGUAAAUGCAUAAGAUAUUCUGUAAUGGGACACAAAAAUUUGCAUCUAUGAUAAGCGUGAUGCUUUUAUUUUGUCCUUUUUUUAAAAUAGGCAGUAGCAGCAGCAAAGGCAAGCUAUUGAGUAAAUUUGGAAGUUUCUGUUAACUUUCUGAGUUGAUGGUAGUAAAAGGGACAUUACUAUUUCUUAAUGGCAGGGGUGAAUUUGGGGGAUUCAACUCAAAACGUGAAGACUGGUCUCUUUGACUUUCGUGGCAUGUGCCACAAAAUAGGAUUGAAUAGACUUCCUCUGGUGUAAAAUCCUUUCUGCUAAUGUAGUACAUAAAUAGAUUGGGAUAUAGAGAGUUUAUAUUGCCAGUUAGCUUUUGAGGGGAUGCUUAACUAAUGGGAUCUUAGUUUGUGAAAUGAGCUUUCAGUCUUGUUUAAUCUUUAUUUUCUAUUAGGCUGAUGAGGUUUUAGCUGCUCAUCGAUGUAACUGAAGUCUGUGGAAACCAUAUAUGUGAAGCUUGUUGUCUUGUCAUACAUGCUGAAAUGUUUCAGUGCUUAACUAAGUCUAAUGCCUCAAGAUUUGGAAAGAUAUUUGUAGACCAUUAGAAAAACCUUUAUUGUACUAGGGCACAGUAUAGUGUGUAAGAAAAGCAAGUAGGAUGCAUGGCCUGAAAACUCGGGAUUUUUUUUUUUUUUUUUCAAUUACUCGAAAAGUUACUGGGUUACUGAUGUUCUGCAGAAGAUCCACUGCUUAUUUACCCAGUGAGAAACUGGCAUUUCCCUUGAGGUUCAUGUUGUAAUUAAUUGGCUGUUAGCCACAGGAAAUGGAAUAAAUAUUUGAAAGCAUCCUGUAAUGUGUCUUUUGGCAGAAAAGGUAGCUGAGUUUGGUGAACUAUGUGGGAAUAUUUGGAUGGUUUAUAAGGAAAUAUGGUUUUCUUGGCCGGUGAUGGGAAAGUUAGUAUUAGUACAGUGGACUACCAGGUACCAAAAGCACAGCUGAAAUUCUGCUAUAUAUUCAGUUCAUUUACAUCUCUUACAACAUAUUAAAACUUGCUCAUGACAUAGUAAAACUUGCUGCCUGUAUAAUUUGGUUAAGGGAGAGGGUUUUUUGUUGUCUUUGGUUUCUUGGGGCUUUUUUCAGUUCUACUGGUAUUUUUUUCAAUGGCUCUGUAUCUUCAGCUUGUGAGUAGACUAAAAUCUGAAGUCAUGUGUACACAUUCCCUAAGUCCUGCAAGUCUUCUGCCAUAAUUAAUACAGAGGUGGAUGUGUUGGGAAUACUAGAGGAAAAUUGGACUGAACAUAGGAGUAUUUUUGUGUGUGUGCAUGUCCACUGAGUGUGAAUUGUCCCUUUUAAAAAGCUUUAUCUGACAUUAAAUUAGUUGCUACUUUGAAAGUGAAUUAGGGAAUAUGGCCAUCUAGGCAAAACAGUCUUAAAAGGUUGGAGAACAGAUUUAAAAUAGAUAUUGUUCUAGGAACUACAUAAACUGCUUAAAGUUCUACAAUUCAUAUGCUUAUAAUAGUAGUAGACUGCAGUACUUCUUAUAAAUAGUCAGCAUAUUGAGAGGUUGUGAAAUUUUGCAUAAUCCUUAACCAGUGUAUAAGGGUUUGUUUUAAUAGAGUGGUAACACUGCUGAGAGUCACUCUGUGAGCUCAGGUGGAAGCACUCUGCUAUUCUGCUGUCUAAACGGUUUAUUAGGUACAUGAGGUACAUGUGGAGUUGAGAACAAAUUGGCCUGACUUCUCCCAUUGCUAAUUAUCAUCUCUUAUUUAAAUGUGUGGAAGUGCAGUUAGGAGUAAGAUUAAAAACCUUAAUUGGAAUUUGAGCAUGUGGCUAGUGAAACCCUGAGUUUAGAUACAGUAUGACAAUGAAAAAUAAACUCUUGCUUUGAUUACUGUUCUGGGUGAGUGCAGAAUCCUCCCCUGAAUUUGAAAGCACCACUCAUGCAGUCGUCCUGUUUUGAACUGUUGUUCUGUGUCAUGCAGUCGUGAAUGACCUGUGCUCUGCAUAUUUUUUCUGUAGUCGUGGUUACCAUGCUUGGCUAUUACUAAGGCAGUGAAGGUGCAGAAAUAGUCUUCAGUUUAUACUGGAAUGGAAAAUCUGUCUUGUGGAAUGAGCUGCUGGCUCUUCCUUAGCUGAGUUGCUGCCUGUUCCUGAUGUUGUCUAGAAGUUUUAUAGCAGCAUCACUGCAAAACUGAGAUGACUUUGUUAAAUUCUAUGCCCCUGUUGCUUUUGUGGGGAAUACUGGCUUUCAGUGGGAAUUUACCCAAAAAGUAGCAUUUCUUAUUCCCAUUUGCAGAAAUGGGAGUAAUACAGGUGUUUGCCUACAGAAGAAACUUGCCAUACCGCAUGUGGUGUAGGAGGGAGAUAAACAGAGUGUGUGUCAGUUGCACAAGUAGGAAGUCUGCACAAUUUUUCCAUUACUAAUACUGUUUCUAUUGUCAAGCUACUGUCAAAGUUUCUUCUAAGAUGGGGUUCAAAUAUAAAACAAUAAGAGGGAAUCUGAAUAUGUCUGGCAUAGCUCUUAGCAGGCUUGCACAGGAGAGAAAAGCCUGGAGAAAAGAUCAUCCAUUUGGAUUUGUAGCAGUACCUACAAAAAAUCCAGAUGGCACAAUGAAUCUAAUGAACUGGGAGUGUGCUAUUCCAGGAAAGAAAGGGACACCAUGGGAAGGAGGCUUAUUUAAACUAAGGAUGCUUUUCAAGGAUGACUACCCUUCUUCACCCCCAAAAUGUAAAUUUGAACCACCGUUAUUCCACCCAAAUGUGUAUCCUUCAGGCACCGUGUGUCUCUCCAUCUUAGAGGAGGAUAAGGACUGGCGGCCAGCAAUCACAAUUAAACAGAUCUUGUUAGGCAUACAAGAACUUCUAAAUGAACCAAAUAUUCAAGACCCAGCUCAAGCAGAGGCUUACACAAUUUACUGCCAAAACAGAGUGGAAUAUGAAAAGAGGGUUCGAGCACAAGCCAAGAAGUUUGCACCAUCAUAAGCAUUUGUCACACAGCAUCUUAAAAAGGAAGGGAUUGGUUUGGCAAGAACUUGUUUACAAAACUUUUGCAAAAUGUAAUGUUGCUAUGUACAAUUAAUAUCCACAUAAGGGGAGGGGGUUGUAUGUGUGCCAUUUUCCAUAUUCGCCAGUUGUAUACAGUUCUAAAUUUGCUGAAUUACCCCCAGUUUUUUCAUACAGGGUCUCUUCCUUCAGUCUUUUGUAUUUUUGAUUGUUAUGUAAAACUUGCUUUUAUUUUAAUAUUGAUGUCAGUAUUUCAACUGCUGUAAAAUUAUAAACUUUUAUACUUCUAUAAAUUCACUAGUAUCUCUAGUUACUUUGCUAUCUGAUGCAGGCAUGCUUUAAAAUGUUAGAACUAUAUUUAGCCUCUAGCUGGCUGUAUGAAAAAAAAUCAUGCCCUCCACCCCCUUCCCUCCCUGAAUUUGUUUUUUCUAUCUUUCAGAAACUAGGUUGUUAUUGCUUAAGAGCCUCUGAGAUCCAAAGUUAGCCAGCAUCCUUAUUCUGCAUCACUUUCUUUGUGUUUAUAUGACAUUCUGUCUGUGUUGCUGUUUAGAGUAAAUAAACUGUUUAUAUAAA
Taeniopygia guttata (zebra finch) is the source of this 3837-nucleotide messenger RNA. The record is from RefSeq and is a predicted model, not a curated record. Lineage: Eukaryota; Metazoa; Chordata; Aves; Passeriformes; Estrildidae.